Messenger RNA from Clavispora lusitaniae ATCC 42720, 1044 nucleotides. It is a transcript of the gene BUD16, whose product is annotated as putative pyridoxal kinase. NCBI's taxonomy places the organism in Eukaryota, Fungi, Ascomycota, Pichiomycetes, Serinales, Metschnikowiaceae. Gene Ontology annotation, cellular component: cytosol. Gene Ontology annotation, biological process: pyridoxal 5'-phosphate salvage. Gene Ontology annotation, molecular function: pyridoxal kinase activity. The record is from RefSeq and is a predicted model, not a curated record.
AUGUGCCCGCACGUGCAUACUAUGGACUAUGAUUCAACAAUGUCUUCAUCGCGAGAAAAUCCAGUCCAGCACACCAUGAGAUCCGUUUUGUCAGUACAAUCUCACGUGGCCCAUGGUUACGUCGGGAAUAAAGCUGCUACUUUUCCUCUUCAGUUUCUAGGGUGGGACGUGGAUACUAUUAAUACUGUCAACUUCUCUAACCAUACUGGAUAUGGUUCUGUGAGGGGAAAUUCUAUCACUGCGACAGAUAUGGCAGCGAUCUUCAAGGGCUUGUCUGAAAUCCGAUGUACACAUGAUGCUAUCAUUCUGGGUUACAUUCCGUCAGCAGAGCUCAUAGAUGUUCUUGCUUACAAUGUAAAUUGCAUAAAGACUGAGAAUCCUGACCUUUUGUAUAUAUGCGACCCGGUCAUGGGAGACCAAGGUCAUUUAUACGUUGACGACUCGUGCGUCGAGGCAUACAAAAGACUUUUGCUGACAGGAAAAGUGGAUAUCAUCACCCCGAAUCAAUUUGAGUUGGAACUCCUCUGUGGCUUCGAGAUUGAAUCGCAAGAUACUCUUCUUGAGGCUGUAACUCGUGUGACUAAGACCUAUAAUGUAAAGCAUGUGGUGGUUUCCAGUUUGUGUGGUGCAAUAAUCAACGAGUCAGGCGUCUCAGAUUCCCUUUACUGUGCUGUGUUCUCCGCUGAGGAAUGCAGACUAGUAUUGUUCAAAAUUCCCGUAAUUGAAUCUUAUUUCACCGGUGUUGGUGACCUAUUCACUGCAUUACUUCUAGAUAAGUUUUGCAGCAAUAAGGACAAUAUAUCAAGAGCAGUGAACCAGGUCCUCACUAUCAUGGCUGAUGUUCUUCAUCUCACGCAUACCUUGGGGAUAGAAGACUACUGCCGGCAAAAUAAAAUUUCAGCUGCUGAUAUCAAUGAUAAAAAUAUUCUUAAAAGCAAGAUGAAUGAUGGGGAUUCCAUGCGCUUUUUCGAACUUCGGAUUAUCGAAUCCAAGAGGUUUUACGGCUAUGAUCAGGAUGGCAUUUUCAAGCCACUACUCAUUUAA